Ilex paraguariensis (yerba mate) is the source of this 467-nucleotide messenger RNA. The record is from the annotation of a GenBank genome assembly. NCBI's taxonomy places the organism in Eukaryota, Viridiplantae, Streptophyta, Magnoliopsida, Aquifoliales, Aquifoliaceae.
CGAUCCUGAUGGCUCUGCUGGCUCGAAACGCCCAACGAAUUGCCCUAAUGGCGUCGUCUCAACGGGCGGCGACAAUUCACACCACCCUCUCAUCUCACUCUCAACAACCAUCUUCACCGUCCUCGUAUUCCCGGCCACUACCACCGGCGACGUCUUCGCCGACGGGACUACCGAAGGCCGCCGAGUAUGUGAUCUCGAAGGUGGACGAUCUGAUGAAUUGGGCACGCCGAGGGUCCAUCUGGCCCAUGACCUUCGGGCUCGCCUGUUGCGCUGUCGAGAUGAUGCACACCGGCGCGGCCAGGUACGAUUUGGACAGGUUCGGGAUCAUUUUCAGGCCUAGCCCUAGACAGUCCGAUUGUAUGAUUGUUGCUGGCACUCUCACCAACAAGAUGGCCCCUGCCCUUCGCAAGUACGUUUCUUCAUCCUCUCGUUUUUUCCCCACUCCUUACGGCUAUAUUUCUUUGUAA